UGGCAUAAAGUCCGUUCGGUUGGCGUAAGAAGAAUGGCGACUGAUUGUAUACAUGAGCGAAAAGAAAGAACGCCAACUUUCGAAGAUCGUAUCGUUGAAAGAAAUACAUCGAAUCCUAACGUUACGCCCCUCAGUGGAUAAAAAGUAACAAUAAUUAUCAGAAAUUGAACAGUUUGGACAGGUGGGUAUCGAUUUUAAAGGGACCCGGUAAGCGAUAGAGCAGCAUAAUUUUUAAGUAGAAGAAAAAAAAAAAUCAAAACGGAGAAGUAAUUUGCACAAUAUGUCAGACGAUAGUAAACAAUCGGAGACAAUGAAAGGAGAAGACCAGGAACAAGAAGAAGCUAAUCUAAGGAAAGCUGAAAAAGAAGAAGAAGCAAAGCUGAAGGCAAAGUAUCCUCAAGUAUUAAGGCCUGGAGGAUCUUCCUUUUUGCAAAAAAGACUUCAUAAAGGACAGAAAUACUUUGAUUCUGGAGAUUACAACAUGGCUAAAGCAAAAGGUCAGAAGACACGUACUCCAUUAUCAGCCAUGGCCCAACAACCAACAGGAGAAGCUAUUCCUACUCCAGACAGUUUGCCAACUAGGAAAACAUCACUUGUACAGAGUAAACUCGCAACUGGUUUAUCAUAAAUUUAAUGUCAUUAAAAGCAGCUCCCCAAAUUGGUGGAAAUUUUUCUCUUCCCAAUUCAAAGACUAUUUAGGACCCGUAAAUAUUGAUAACAAUAUGAAAUAUGAUGAUGUAUGUUAUCCAUUGCUUGUAUAUCAAAGAGACUUUUAUUAAGGGUGAAAUAUUCUAGCAUUGAUUUCCCAAUGUUAUUUUAGUGAAUAUGCCCUUAGGGAGAACAUGGUUCUUCAAUUUGUGCACGUAUAAUUGUGUGUGUAAAAGUCAUGACAGCCUUUAUCCUGUUAAUCAGAAUGUGUCUGUGAUAGUAUUGAACAAGCAGAAAGAUAUACACAGAACCAUGGAAAGCACUUUUCUCUGAAUUAUGCCAAAUUUCCUAUCUGAAACUUAGAAUUGUUAUGAUUAAACAUUAGAAAAUUGCUAGAUUCAUAUUAAUGGUUUAAAAAUAAUAGCUGUUAAUGACUUUCACAAUUGUUAGAAAACAUGUUCCACUACCUUUGCUAUCUUUACUAAUACAUAUUUAAUUUUUGAUAUUUGUGUGAGUAUUUCAAUAAUUACCUUCCUGUCCUUGAUGCAGUUAAUAGAAAAAAAUUUUUAAAAUUCUGUUUAUGUAUGUGGUACAUUAGAGUUAAGUCUUUGUAUUUCCAGUUAGUUUAUUUUUGGGGAGUCUGGAAUGGGAAAUUUGUGUACUUUGUAAAUAAAGGUCACAGUUUUAAUCUGUGUUAUACUGUGUUGAAAAUUUUGUUUUUAAAUUUAAAAUUUUAGUUUAAAUUCAGUUCAAAUAUACAUAUAAAUGAAAUUAUUUUUAUAAAUCUGUAUAUAACUGUGUAAUUAUAAAAAAGCAGCUCAUUUUCUCUUCAUUGUAAGUUAACAGGCAAAAAAUAUGGCAUUCUACAGAUUAAAUGAUUUCAUUGUUUUGUAAAAUAUAUAAUUAUUAAAUUUAAAGAAGUAAUGUAUUAAUUAUAAUCAAACCUAUUAAAUUAAGACAACUGAACUAGAAAACCAAGAUUUUUCAGGUUAUUUUCUAUUUACGUAGAAACCAGGGAAUUUUUAAAGAAUUCAUAGAACUUUUUACAUGAAAUUGUUUUGAUAAAUGCUUCUUAGUAAAAUUGUUUUAAAUCAUUUAGGAUAUAACCUAGUCUAAUCACUUCACUUUCUCUAAAAAAUAGAAAACAAAUAUUUUAAGUAACUUUGUAAUUAUUAGUUGCUCUAACACAAUGAUUAUGCCAAAGUUGUAUUGUAAAAUUUAAUCAAGUCACUAUAAGUUUUUUAAGUGAAUGUUAAUUUUUACGUAUUAUUUUGCCAAAUAUUUCUAAACCAGAUUUAAAGUAGUUGCUAAAAUAAUUGCAUAAUUCUUAGCAAAUUGUAAAAUUAUUACUUUGGAAUUGAUUUAAAUGGACUAUUAAUAACACGAAUUUCAGAACUUAUUGCUGGAUUUUUUUAAACUUUUCCAGCUUUUAUGAAAAAAAAUUAUAUUAAUCAUAAUAAAUAAAAUUGUGUGUGUUG
This is a messenger RNA of Centruroides sculpturatus (bark scorpion), 2126 nucleotides long. It is a transcript of the gene endos, whose product is annotated as cAMP-regulated phosphoprotein 19-like. The transcript is spliced from 3 exons. Gene Ontology annotation, cellular component: cytoplasm. The record is from RefSeq and is a predicted model, not a curated record. Gene Ontology annotation, molecular function: protein phosphatase inhibitor activity. Lineage: Eukaryota; Metazoa; Arthropoda; Arachnida; Scorpiones; Buthidae. The coding region runs from base 281 to 628 and encodes 115 amino acids.